Pisolithus orientalis is the source of this 684-nucleotide messenger RNA. RefSeq lists its product as uncharacterized. Lineage: Eukaryota; Fungi; Basidiomycota; Agaricomycetes; Boletales; Pisolithaceae. The transcript has 2 exons. The coding region runs from base 1 to 684 and encodes 227 amino acids. The record is from RefSeq and is a predicted model, not a curated record.
AUGUCCCCUAACCUGGUACCUGUCGUCAACGCUCGCUCGGCCGUCUUUCGUCGUGUCAAGCGCGCCGAGAACCACACAGAUGCCCCAGUCGUCGUGCUGGCAGUCAUAUCCGUCGUUAUUCUCACCGUGACUCUUCUUUCCAUCGCACGUUACUUCUGUCGGGAAAGCCGCCGGAACUCGUCAUCCUCCACCGAUCCCAGUGGUCGAUCCCCGUCUCACUGGUACUCUCCUCGAUGUCUUGGGUCACUCCGGACUGGCCGUACCGCGACUUCCAGCCACCAAGACCCUCUGCCCGCGCUCCCGCCCAGAGAUCCAGUUCGUCCUUGGCCUGCGACGUACCGCCCAAGGUAUCCCCGUGUGCACUUCGCAGAUCGUCCAUAUUCGCAUCGAUCACAUCGUUUUGGCGAGUAUCGUCCGGGUGGUCUCGCUGUAUAUCGACUCAGCGGCCUCAAUGCAUACCAUCCGGGCGAUCAUCCUCCACGCCGACCGAGUGGCUUCAAUGCAUACACCUCUGGCGGUCUUCCUUUGCACCGCAGGCCUCGUCCAUACAACAUGAAGCGCUCGCGCCUCCGGAGAUUUGUCUCGCUAGUACGGUCCAACGACGAGUGGAAGAAGAAUGCGAAGGAUCGAAUCGGCCCGAUGUCACCGCGGUCCAGCAUCACAUACCUGAUCACGCAAGCCUGA